CGCGCGAGGAGGAGGAGGGGGGGAGUGUUACGUGGUGACGUUAAUUCUAUAUGAGCGCGAGCGGCGGGAGCCCGGGUCUUUUUACCGCCAGCCGCGCGGCGCGUCUCUGCUCCUGAGUCACUGCGAGACCCGGCCGCCCGCAGAGUUUUUCCAAGAUCCAGAAAAAUGGCAGACAUUGACAACAAAGAACAGGCUGACCUUGACCAGCAAGAUAUGGAAGAUGUUGAAGAAGUAGAAGAAGAGGAAACUGGAGAGGAUGCCAACAGCAAAGCUCGUCAGUUGACUGUACAAAUGAUGCAGAAUCCACAGAUUCUUGCAGCUCUUCAGGAAAGACUUGAUGGCCUGGUUGGAACACCUACAGGAUACAUAGAAAGCUUACCUAAAGUAGUAAAGAGACGUGUGAAUGCACUCAAAAAUCUUCAAGUGAAAUGUGCACAGAUAGAAGCAAAAUUCUAUGAAGAAGUUCAUGAAUUGGAAAGAAAAUAUGCUGCUCUUUAUCAGCCUUUGUUUGACAAGAGGAGUGAAAUCAUCAAUGCAGUUUAUGAACCUACGGAGGAAGAAUGUGAAUGGAAAACAGAUGUUGAGGAGGAGAUUUCAGAGGAAAUGAAAGAGAAGGCCAAGCUUGAAGAAGAGAAAAAGGAUGAAGAAAAAGAUGAUCCUAAAGGAAUUCCGGAAUUUUGGUUGACUGUAUUCAAGAACGUUGAUUUGCUCAGUGAUAUGGUUCAGGAACAUGAUGAAACUAUUCUGAAACACUUGAAAGAUAUCAAAGUGAAGUUUUCAGAGGCUGGGCAGCCAAUGACAUUUACAUUAGAAUUCCACUUUGAACCUAAUGAAUAUUUCACAAAUGAAGUGCUGACAAAAACGUACAGAAUGAGAUCAGAACCUGAUGAUUCUGAUCCUUUCUCCUUCGAUGGACCAGAAAUUAUGGGGUGUACUGGGUGCCAAAUAGACUGGAAAAAGGGGAAGAAUGUUACUUUGAAAACCAUCAAAAAGAAGCAGAAGCACAAGGGGCGUGGAACAGUUAGAACAGUGACAAAAACAGUUUCUAAUGACUCUUUCUUCAACUUUUUCUGUCCUCCUGAAGUUCCCGAAAGUGGAGACUUGGAUGAUGAUGCUGAAGCAAUUCUUGCUGCUGAUUUUGAAAUUGGUCACUUUCUACGGGAGCGCAUAGUUCCACGAUCCAUAUUGUAUUUCACAGGAGAAGCCAUUGAAGAUGAUGAUGAUGAUUAUGAUGAAGAAGGUGAGGAGGCUGAUGAUGAGGAAGGGGAAGAGGAAGCAGAUGAAGAAAAUGAUCCCGAUUAUGACCCUAAAAAGGAUCAAAACCCAGCAGAAUGUAAGCAGCAGUGAACAGUGUGUAUGUGGCCUUGAGGAUUAUCUGCACUGUAAUAGCCUAAACACAACUAUUAGUUACUUACAGCCUUAUGUUUUGUAUCUUGGUAGAAUUAAGUGAACAUUUUGUUAAAACAAACUGACAGAACCAGUUCAAAAUGUAGGUUCCUUGUACCUAGCAUUUUAAUAGUACUUUUCUGCCAAUAUGUAGAAUGCAGUAAGUCCCUAAAGCAUGAAUAGUUAAUUCAUUGCUAUGUAUAGUUUGGUUCUUGUGAAGUCUGUUGUCAUGUAGUUAUUAGACUGCAGCUGUGAAGAUAUCAGAACUGUUGAUGGAGACCAAUAUUUGUUUAGAGAAGAUCCUUUCCUGAAGAACCAACCAAAGUAUUUUUCAGCCCAGUAGAUGAAAUGGGUGUAAGUCUGCUUGCACUAGCUGUGCCUUCAUUACUUUGUUAUAGAAAUGGCAGUGACUCGUACUAAUUAGGAGAUGGAUGCAUUUUUUUUGGAAUUUCAUGACAUCCAUAUAAUCUGUUAAUUUCCUUCAAGACCACACAGAACAUUCAUAAUUGUCUGCUUGUUUAUGCUCUAGGUUUUGUAUUUUGUGACAGUGACCUACAAAGAAAAUCAGAAAAAAAAUAACAGCACUAGAGACAUUAUAAUAAGGUUGUUUAUCACUGGGGUGUGAAUAAACCUAGUAUUUUCAGAAAUUAGUUGUGUCCCUGGGUUAAUAUAUUCUUCUUCUUUUAACCACAAAACCCCCUGUAACAAGCUUAAGAGUUGUAGUAAGCAGUUGCCAAAUAGGCAUCCAGUCCAUCAGGAGUACCUGGCUAAACUGUGGAAAUGCCUGCAGUGGCUAUGUUCUUGCACGAUUCAUCUGGAUGCUUGUAUUUCAGAGGGCUUUCCAAUAGAUUUCUAGUGUUGCUGCCCCCAUUUGUCUUUUCUGCUCCUGAUUUUUUAAGUUCAUUGUCAACUUCUUACAGCUUGAUUAAAAUAAUGUUUGACAUUUUUAUAGCCUUAGAGGAACAUAGCUGUGUAUUGCUGAGAAACUUAUCAAACAAGUUUCCUUUGAAGAUCAUUACUUGUCCUUUUCAGAGCCUCUGGUUUCAUUUACUAGAAGGAGGCUUUAUAUGGGCAGGGUUCUGUCUGGCAUGUUGAGCAGAUGGUAACGGUCUAGAGUAACUCUUUAAAAUACAUUCCUAGUCUUUACUUUACAUUUACACAGAGGUGUAUGUAUAAAUCUUAAGGGCCAUUUCAGUCAAAUCCCCAGAAGUGCCUCAGCCAGCAAUAAAGUGACAAACAAAAGCAGAACUUGUUUUUAUCUUCUGAUUUUGGCAUAGCCAGCUUUGAACAUUUUUAGAACUGUUCAGCUUAAGACGAUGGAACAAGGAAAAAUUAGUUGAUGUUGUUGCCCAUCCUUUAUUAGAACAUCCAUUUUGGUAUUGGACAAACUCAGAUGUCUCCCAGUUACCCAGGGGCUUGCUAAAAUUCCAACCAGACGUGGAAGAGGCAUUGACAUUUUCAAAAUUAAGGAUACUACUUAUUAAAAAAAUCUGGCAACAGUUUCAAAACGAGUCUAACUCAUUGUAAAAACUAGAGAUUUACCCAUUUUUAUGCCAUGGAAAGUGAUUUUUGUUAUAUAAUUUUGUUGAAAUAAAUACAAUAAUCAAA
This is a messenger RNA of Sphaerodactylus townsendi, 2994 nucleotides long. RefSeq names its product nucleosome assembly protein 1 like 1 (gene NAP1L1). Gene Ontology annotation, cellular component: nucleus; chromatin. The record is from RefSeq and is a predicted model, not a curated record. NCBI's taxonomy places the organism in Eukaryota, Metazoa, Chordata, Lepidosauria, Squamata, Sphaerodactylidae. Bases 166 to 1347 code for a protein of 393 amino acids. Gene Ontology annotation, molecular function: chromatin binding; histone binding. The transcript has 15 exons. Gene Ontology annotation, biological process: nucleosome assembly.